UCCUACUUGCAGGCUGCUAUCAGACUUCUACCACCAGUAAUACACACGACCAUGUGUGUCAGAAGGCCGAAAUGUGGCAUCAGAAAUUGUGUCUUGAGGGUCAGAAGCUGGUGUGUUUAUUUGAUAGACGUGGGCUUUCUGCCUGCCGUGGCCGCCGUUAUGUUUUACCUGAUGGCAGACACAGUGGACAACUUUUUCCUCAUGAGAGAAAACACCAAAAAGAUAUCCGGACAACCGGCAUACGGCACGGAGCUGCAGGUCACGCCACAGGAGGUCAUUGACCGGAACAAAACCUACGUCAUGGAUGACAUCACAGAGUUCCUAAUUAAGGCCGAGCCGUGUGUCCCAGAGAACAGCACCAGAGCAGGCAGAAAGAAAGCCCACAAGAUGUACGACGCUCUGUUGCUGGUCAGCACUAGUGUGGCCAACAUGUACAACAGGAGAAUAUUAAGGGAGAUCUACGGGCUGUACGCUAGUACACAGCCCUACAGGAUCAAGGUGAUCACGUGA
Molecule: messenger RNA, 510 nt
Organism: Physella acuta
Lineage: Eukaryota; Metazoa; Mollusca; Gastropoda; Physidae
Source: RefSeq, a predicted model, not a curated record